This is a messenger RNA of Sordaria macrospora k-hell, 2616 nucleotides long. RefSeq lists its product as uncharacterized. The record is from RefSeq and is a predicted model, not a curated record. Gene Ontology annotation, biological process: DNA-templated transcription; regulation of DNA-templated transcription. Gene Ontology annotation, molecular function: zinc ion binding; DNA binding; DNA-binding transcription factor activity, RNA polymerase II-specific. NCBI's taxonomy places the organism in Eukaryota, Fungi, Ascomycota, Sordariomycetes, Sordariales, Sordariaceae.
AUGGCCCUUCGUCCCUCUGCCUCUGGCGCUGCUCCAGGGGUCUCAACGGCUUCUUCAGGGGCUGAUCCGUCCGCCCUAUCAGCCCCUUCACGACCAGCUUCGGAGCCUCCACGUCAACCUCCGUCUCAGACUCAAACCACCCAAGUCCAAACGCCAAUUCAGCCUUCAUGGGCCCAAACUCCUGGCUCUACUGCAGAAUCUCCAUGGGGAGACCAGUCUCCGGCCCAAUUGGAUUCUCCAUGGGACCGAGCUCAAAGUCAGGAUCCCUCUCAAGACCAAUCUCAGAGCAUUCAACCUCAGCAACAACAACAAAUACGCUACGCCAAGUCGCCUCGUAUUCUCGCUUGUCAGCUAUGUCAAGGAAGAAAGAUCAAGUGCAAUCGAGUGUUCCCCUGCGACAACUGCAAGAGGUCCAAUGUCCAGUGCAUACCCAGUAAACCGGCACCUCUUAGAAAACGUCGGCCACCGCACCAAGCGCUCCAGGAAAAGCUGGCUGCCGUGACGGAAAAAAUGGAGCAAAUGAGGCGUGAAAUGGAUGCUGCCAAAGCAGGUGGUCAUGGUAUUGCUGUUUCGGUCACGCCGACACCGACUGCUUCUGCUUGGAAGUCCAAGGGAAACCCGACACUGAUCCAGGAGGAGGGCGGUGUCCGUUACAUGGACUCUCUACUGGGCACCGUGUACCAAGAGCUAGGGGAAAUAAGAGCCAUGGUGGACAAGGAGUCUGCUCUUGAUGAAAGUUCACCCGCCUCCUUUGCGCCAGCCGAUGGCUCAGAGCUGGUCAUCGGUCCCGACACUCCAACCGUGGAUGUCAUGUCCUUCUGGCCUGAACCCGGUCUUGUUUGGUCGCUCUGUGACAUUUUCUUCCAGAGAGUCAACCCGUUGAUGAAGAUUAUCCAUAAGCCGACGCUGGAGAAAUAUGUCCCGGAAGCGUCUAGCGGGCCAUUCGGGCUUCGUUCCAACAUGCGAGCCUUGUUCUUCUCUAUCUUUGUAAUGGCGGUCGUGUCGUUGGAUGCAGAUGAGUGCAUGAAGCGGCUAGGCUACGACAGGGAGCAGGCUCUUCGGAACUUUUCUCAAGGUGCUCGCUUGACAUUUUUACGAAUGGGCUUCCUCAGCACAAAUGAUCUUACUACUCUCCAGGCCUUUACUCUUUACUUGACAUCGCUCCAAGGCCGAUUCAAUCCUCAUGUCACUUGGAUUCUGCUCGGCACUGCCAUACGUCUGGCUCGAAAAUUGGGUCUUCACGUUGAUGGCAAACGGUUAGGGCUACCGCCCUUCGAAACCGAAAUGAGAAGGCGGCUUUGGUGGCAGCUUGUCGUGCUCGAUGCCAAAUGCGCAACGACAUCCGGCUUCAAGUCUGCGGCAGUGGUGCGAGACUUUUCCACCGAGCUCCCCAGAAACCUCGAAGACGCCGACAUGCACCCCGAUGCUAAAGAAGACUUUGUAGAACGCGAUGGCCCCACCGAGAUGAUCUUCUGCCUCAUGAUGUACAAGGCCACUGACUUCCUCCUCACCAACGGGCAGGAUUUCGAAGGUGUCCUGAUUGCGGCCGACCUGCCAGGCAGCCACGCGCCUGGCUCCGACGACCAACGUCACCGCCGCACUGUCGAACAACUCGCUCUCGAGUUGGCAGCGUUUACAGAUCGCUACCACUUGCACCCCGCCAACGGCCCGGUGCACGCGCUGGCUUCCAAGUUGAAGGAAUAUUUCAUCAAGAAACUCUGCAAUGCCAAACCUCAACCCCCUUCUACUUCUGACCAACAAGGUCCCGACGAUGUCGACCGCGCUUUCAGGUUAGCCAUCAUUGACCUCGAGCACAACGAGCAAAACCUUGAUAACAACGACCCUGCUUUCUUCUGGUUUUCGCGCAUGUACUUCCAGCCAUUCAACUUCAUGUACGUCGUCUCGCAGCUGUGCCAGGUCCAGUCCCCGCCCGCCAGUGAUGAGCAGAACACGAAGACACCAAACAUCAAGACCGAGUUAAUCGAUCGCGCUUGGCGGCAAAUCUCCUUUGUCUACAAACUCAAUACCGACCUGUUCGACAUGACAAACCGGUUGUACUUCCAAUGCGCGCGCAAAGUCCUUGAAGCUUGGCAGAAAAGGUCUGAAGCACUCCUCAGGCAGACUGGCACACGGCCACCUGUUCCGGCAUACGUCGAAAAACUCGCGAGCAUCAUCGGUAACGGUAACAGUAAUAAUAACGGCCGCUCUUUGCCGGCAACAAGAACAGGGAAAGGGACAGUACCGGCGGCCACAACACUGGCCUCAACGGCAGGAACUGUGUAUACCGUUGGUAACAGCUCCUCGUCGCUUCCACCUGGGCCUGCUGUUAGUGCAGGUCCCGGUGCCAUUUCUAUUCCCACGACGCAGGCACUGGGCCAAGGGCCACCACAAGAACCUUCGCAGUUCAUGGAAGGCAUCGUCGACUAUAUGGACCCGAAUAUGGCCUUUGCUGGAAACUUGUGGGGAGAUGGAGGGUUUGAAGAUCAGUUCCAGCAGUCUCAGAUGCCGAUGAUGGAUAUGAUGGAGGAUCCGACGACCGGUGUGUUGUAUAGCGGUCCGCCUUAUUAUUAUCCCGAUACGGAAGGAGGCGGGGAGCCGUCAAGGGGGAUGUGGUGA